AUGCGCUCCGCUCGUUUGGAGGCCAAGUUUGGCGCAAAGUCCGAACCCGACCAUGUACACACACCGAAGCUCCCAUCUCCUCCUGGCACAAAGACUCCUCCGACAGUGUCGCAUACUCGUGCAAACGUCAACAAUGACAUCGACAACGACAACAUUGCCAACCAAAAGAAUGCAACAUCAACUUCGCGCAAAACAUCCGAAGCCGUCGACCCGGAUGCCUUGAGCAAAGCACUUCAGCAAUUCGAGGAGGCCGGCCGGAAUAGGGAACAUACUCCUGGAGAAAGUCCCAAGCGCAAANGGCAGCGCGUCUACACAGACCGCUUUAUACCCAACAGAGCUGGCCAGGACCUCCACGCCAGCUAUAACCUGCUGCACGACCAAGGCUCUCCGGCCACACCACAUCGAGCUAUCAAGAAGCCGCCCGCCAACGAGCUCCACGUUCAAAAGACCGACGAGGCCAAUCGAACCUAUUCAUCCAUCCUCCGCUCCGAGAUGUUCAACGACGAGAUACCCCAAUCCAUCCCGCAGCACGACAAGUCGCUUACGCCUCCCGCCAACUUCAACCUUACUCCUUCCACGCCGCACAAGAACCUCUUCUCGUACAAGUCUACACAUCCUACACCUUCGUUGACACCACGCUCGCAUUCACGUACCGAACGAGGGCCCAACAUCAAUGCUCGCUCCGACAUAUACAGCUUGUCACCCGUCAAGUACUCGUCACAAUCCAUGCUACUCUCGCCGCGCAAGACGCCUAGAGCUGUCAGCAAGGUUCCCUACAAGGUCCUCGAUGCCCCCGAACUGGCCGAUGACUUCUAUCUCAAUCUUGUCGAUUGGGGUUCAAGCGGUGUGCUGGCCGUCGGUCUGGGUGACAGUGUUUACCUAUGGAAUAGCGAGUCUGGAAAAGUCGAGCAGCUGUGCAAGUUGACAGCCGACACCGUUACUAGCGUUGGUUGGAUACAAAGGGUGCGUAUCACCGCGGUACUGUCUUGUGCAAUUGACGCUGACGUUAAUAGGNGCUCACAUUUAGCGGUUGGCACGGGUAGGGGACACGUCCUCAUCUUCGAUACAAUCACGCAACGGAGGUUGAGAACCAUGAUAGGCCAUUCGGCUCGUGUCUCUUCGCUUGCCUGGAACGCUCACAUCCUCUCCACAGGCAGUCGCGAUCGUACCAUCCUCCACCGCGAUGUGCGUUCACCGCAACAAUACCUUACCAAGCUUGUGGGUCACAAGCAAGAAGUUUGUGGCCUGCGCUGGAACAGUGACACGAACCAGCUGGCAUCUGGUGGUAACGACAACAAAAUCUUCAUCUGGGAUGGCCUAGGCGAUCGCUGGUUGCAUCGCUGGGGCGAACAAGAAGGGGGCCACAAGGCUGCAGUAAAGGCCAUUGCAUGGUCUCCACAUCAACGUGGCUUGCUCGCGAGUGGAGGCGGUACGGCAGAUCGCUGUAUCAAGUUCUGGAACACAAUUUCUACAGCUCAGCAUUCUGCAAACGCCGCCCUGACGAGCGCAAAUUCGACACAUGCGCAUCUGGACCUCACAUCCGCCUCUUUGUCGGCACUGCCGCAUCACGCCUCUCCCGACCCAACGGCCUCAACACCUCAAAACCCCCAUCUUUUGCGUACUCAUGACACCGGCUCGCAGGUCUGUAAUCUCCUCUUCUCGACUUUGACUUCGGAGCUCGUUUCGACCCACGGUUUCUCCCAACACGCCAUCAACAUAUGGAAAUAUCCAUCCAUGUCUCAAGUGGUCAGCUUGACUGGCCACACAUAUCGUGUACUCUAUCUUAGCAUGAGUCCCGACGGCAGUGUGAUUGUUACUGGAGCUGGAGAUGAAACACUCCGCUUCUGGGACGCUUUCGGCGGCGUUGGCAAAGCCAACAGGAACGACAACAGCGUGACAGGCAAGGGAAGUCUCGUCAAGGAGUGGAACGUGAUUCGGUAA
Molecule: messenger RNA, 1941 nt
Organism: Aureobasidium vineae
Lineage: Eukaryota; Fungi; Ascomycota; Dothideomycetes; Dothideales; Saccotheciaceae
Source: the annotation of a GenBank genome assembly